Messenger RNA from Laetiporus sulphureus 93-53, 1705 nucleotides. Its product is annotated as FAD/NAD(P)-binding domain-containing protein. Gene Ontology annotation, molecular function: monooxygenase activity. The transcript has 10 exons. The coding region runs from base 1 to 1587 and encodes 528 amino acids. Lineage: Eukaryota; Fungi; Basidiomycota; Agaricomycetes; Polyporales; Laetiporaceae. The record is from RefSeq and is a predicted model, not a curated record.
AUGUCACCAGUAAAGAUUCCGGCAUAUGCGAAGAUCCUUGUUAUUGGAGGGGGCCCGUCUGGCAGUUAUGCUGCUACUGUUCUCCAACGCGAAGGUCAUCAAGUGGUGCUCCUAGAGGCUGCAAAGUUCCCUCGCUACCAUAUCGGGGAGUCUAUGCUUCCCUCCAUGAGAAACUAUCUUCGAUUCAUCGACUUUGAGGAAGCAUUUGUCAAACAUGGUUUCCUUAUCAAGCCCGGCGCAUGCUUCAAGCUUGUAAAGGGUUUACGAGACACAUACACGGAUUUUCUGGCCUUAGGUCGCGACCACUCUACGUUCAACGUUAUACGCUCGGAAAUGGACGAUCUCCUUCUUCGUCACGCCGAAGAGUCAGGUGUGCAAGUCUUCGAAGAAACUCGAGUCGAAAGCAUAGACUUCGAGGGAGAUCCUGCCACUUCACGCCCGGUUGCCGCACAUUGGCGGACGAAGCGCGGCGAGACUGGCGUGUCAACAUUUGAUUGGCUCAUAGAUGCAUCCGGUCGCGCAGGGAUCAUGUCAACGAAAUACCUCGAUAACCGUGUUAUGCGUGAAAGUUUGCGUAAUGUUGCCGUUUGGGGUUAUUGGAAAGACGUGCAGAAAAAGCACGUUGGCACGGAACGGGAGAACGCCCCAUGGUUUGAGGCGCUCACAGAAGAGACUGGUUGGGCGUGGACAAUACCACUACACGAUGGCACAACAUCUAUUGGUGUCGUGGCGCAUAAAGAUGUCUCUAACGCGAAGAAAUCUCAAGUCAAAGAUGACGGCGAGAAGUUAACGCUCGAGGAGCAUUACUUGGAUCAAUUGCAGUACCUACCGGGCGUCAAAGAGUUGAUCGCGGACAAGGGUCAGCUCAUUCCUAACAGCACACGCAACGCUUCGGACUAUAGCUACUUCACUUCGCGAUGCUCCGGUGAUCAUUUUCGUACCGUCGGAGAUGCUGCCAAUUUCGUGGACCCUUUCUUUUCCUCCGGAGUUCACAUUGCCAUGACUGGGGCUUUGUCAGCAGCUUUGACAAUUUGCUCGUCAAACAAAGGCGAGGUCACGGAAGAGUUCGCCCAGCAGUGGCAUGAUGAGAAGGUUGGGAUGGCGCACACGAGGUUUCUCUUCGUGGUCCUGAGUGCUUACCAACAAAUGCACCUUCAGAAGAAUUUUAUUCUCACGAAUGUGAACGAGGACAACUUCGAUAGCGCUUUCGACAUGUUCCGCCCUGUGAUCUAUGGUCUUGCGGACAGCUCUGCAAAACUCACAGAUGCGAAAGUUCAAUCUAUGAUGGACUUUUUCCAGAGCUGCCUCGACCCCAAUGUUGACACCGAGAAUAUGAGGGCAGUCCGCAAGCGGUACGGCGCUGAUCUGGUUAGCAUCGAAUCGCCGGUGCUUGGCCCGCAACGCAUCGAGACACUCACAGGAUCUGACAAAGAGGGAGAGCGGGUAAUGAAGAAACUUGAUGCGCUGAAAGUUUUCAACGAUGACAAUGACCCUAUGAACAUGGCGCGACACCCGCUACUAGGAUACGCUGCUCAUAUGGAGAAGGGGCAGCUUGGGCUGAGACCGAUUUCCUCGUUGCGGCCCUGAUUUGGAAUGGCGGCAGACCAGCUAUCCCAUAUGACACCUUCAUAUUUUCCGAGUGUAUUACGGGCCUUUUGGUACCUCUUAUCAGUCUCGUACUGUUCACAAUGCCAUAUGUUGUAAG